Molecule: messenger RNA, 1251 nt
Organism: Helianthus annuus (common sunflower)
Lineage: Eukaryota; Viridiplantae; Streptophyta; Magnoliopsida; Asterales; Asteraceae
Exons: 2
Coding region: 1-1251 (416 amino acids)
Source: RefSeq, a predicted model, not a curated record
AUGGAGGUUCGUCAGGCAGUGAAGGAUUACAAUUUGAGCUUGUGUGCUAUAUUAGAGUCCCAUGUUGAUGUUGAUAAACUGGGUAAAGUGUGUAAAGCUGUGUUUCGUUCUUGGGAUUGGACUUCGAAUGGAGGAUGUUAUGACAAAGGUACAAGAAUUAUUAUUGGGUGGAAUCCGGCUAUCUUUGAUGUGAUGAUUUUGGCUCAAUCCUCCCAGGUUAUGCACCUCCAACUAGUGUUUAAACUGGAUAAAAGAAUGGUUUUCUGUUCUAUUGUGUAUGCAGACAACUAUUACGUUUCCCGUAGGGAGUUAUGGCAUCAUCUUUCUAUGCAUAAAGUCCUUAUUGCGGAUAGGCCUUGGUUUAUUAUGGGUGAUUUUAAUUCAGCGCUUAACAUAGAAGAUAAAUCAAUGGGUACUUCUUCUGUGUCUAUUGGUAUGAGGGAGUUUCAAGCGUGUGUAGAUGACAUUGAAGUGUUUAAUAUUAAUCGAACAUGUAUUCAUUUUACGUGGAACCAAAAGCCUAACAAAGGUGUUGGGUUACUAAAGAAAAUUGAUCGGGUGAUGGGAAACACCCCUUUUGUUGCUGAAUACCCGAACUCGGUUGCCAUGUUCAAGCCUUAUAGACUUUCGGAUCAUUGUCCUUGUAUCUUAUCUAUCCCGGAAGCUAUGAAGAUGAAACCGAAGUCUUUUAAGUUCGCUAAUUUCUUGGUUUUUAAACCUGAAUUUGUAGAUAUUGUUCAAAAGCAUUGGGGUACAAACGUUGAUGGGGUGCACCAAUUUCGAGUUGUCAAGAAGCUUCGGUUACUUAAAAACCCUCUUCGUUCAUUGCUUUUCAAACAAGGCAACCUUCACAAGAAAGUUGAAAGACUUCGGACGAGGUUAGAUGUUAUUCAGCAAAAUAUUGAUCAGGAUCCUCUAAAUGUUGAUCUCCGGGCCGAAGAAUCGUCUACUAGCUGUGAUCUUCAGGAGGCGUUGCUGGAUGAGGAGCAUUUUCUGAAAAAAAGUGAAGGUGACAUGGUUUAUAAAGCUUUUGUUCAACACUAUGAGAAGUUCUUUGGUAGUCAAGGAGAUACUUCGCUUGAGCCAGCUCCGGAUUUAUUUCCGAAAAUCUUAUCUCAUAAUGUUGCUAAUCACAUGGUCCGACAUGUAAUGGAGGAGGAGGUCAAGAAGGCGAUGUUCUCUAUUGGUAAUGAUAAAGCUCUGGGCCAGAUGGAUAUACGGCGGCGUUUUUCAAAAGUGCUUGGCCUCUAA